This is a messenger RNA of Phytomonas sp. EM1, 1971 nucleotides long. The record is from the annotation of a GenBank genome assembly. NCBI's taxonomy places the organism in Eukaryota, Euglenozoa, Kinetoplastea, Trypanosomatida, Trypanosomatidae.
AUGCCAUUUUUUGGAGUUGAUGACGUUUUACUUCUUUUAGCGUCAACUACAGCGGUGUUAUGGGCUAAGCGCGCCGAUAUUGUCCAGGCCAGCGUCUACCGUGCUGUCAACUUCAUGACACAUAGUCCUAUUCUGGCCUCUAAAUACGCUAACGAAGCGGCCCGCAACCAUCAUGAGCCACCGCUAUUAUUACUGAAGGGGUUUGACCUACAAACGGCGAGGAAGAGCGUGGGACCGACUGAUUUUUUCAAAAGGCUUCCCGCUCUUGCAUCUGAUGGGCUGAGGCCUAGCCGGAUGUCUUAUGAUGAGCCGCGCAAGGGUCUGGUGCGGACAAGUCUUGUUAACGAAUACAGCGAGUGCUCAGCAACACACGAGGUGCCUGACGUCCCUCAUCGACGCUAUAAUCCCUACAAAUCAAAUCCAAACGUAACGGCACUGAUCGAUUAUUCUGAAGAGGAGGUUGCGGAGAACAUUCGUAGAUAUUCCGUCGCGGCGGUGCAUAGCCUCUUCACAAAAAUGGAGUCUGAGGCGAACUGGGAGGCUGUCAUCCGCGUCAGUCGGGGGAUCGAUCGCGCGCAGCUACGUCUGAGGUACUUAACUAAAUCGAACGUCGAGGCGGCGCUACGUGUUUUAAUAUCUUGUGCUACGUCGACGUCAGAACCCGCUAUACGAUCCGAUUUCCCUCUUACGUACUACUUUACUUUUGCGGAGGAUAUGCUUUUGGACGAUGGUAUCAUUAUAGCGCUGUUCGAUCUCAGUCGAUACAGCGAAGCGGCGAGUAUAGAGCUGUACAAGAGCCUUCUCCCAUUCCAAGCAGAGUGGUCGCCGGCGGUGUAUGCCUGCAGCCUCACCACAACCGCUCGUUUUAGCUACGAUAAAACCCUCAAGUUGUACGAGGAAUACCUUCAAGCCCAGAGACGAGGCGCGUGGACAUCCAACGCGCUCCUUCGGCCUAUUAAACAGGCGCUGGUGUCGUCUUCGGUGAUGCAAGAGGACGAAUCCUUGCCUUCCCGCGAUGUGGAAGCCAUCAGGCUGCAGUAUCUUUACCAUAUCAUGAUCCCCCUCGUGGUGGCGCGCGAUCCUGCGAGAGCAAAACAGUUCAUCGCUGACAUGUUGGCACACGAUCCUGAAUCCGCACCAGAUGUGUUUCUCAAGUGCCUUGCGAACGAUAUUGGGAAGGAAUUCGCAGAAACCUAUCUUAAAAAAACACUAGCAAAGAAGAAUGGGGGUGCCGAUGGUGCCUUGCUGAACCUUAACCACUCAUGCGAAGGGGGAUCGAGUCAGAUCAAAACGGAUCGGUGUGCUUUGGCAUAUUCCUUGUAUACUUUGAAGCCCUCCGUGAUGAAUUUGAACUCCUUGCUAAAGGUGAUUUUGCGCGCCGAGGCGAUGGAGGGCAGCGCUAUCCGCAGCUUACCGCAGUCCUGGGGCCGUGGCGUCUUUGAAUCCGUUCCUUUGACCUCCUCGCAGGAGGCGCUUAUUCUCGCGAGGUCUAUUACGGAGCAUCCCGCCUCCCACGCGGUUGCCGAGGUAUUUUUGGAGGCGAUGAUGCUCCGUAAGCAGUUUGUGGUGGUCCCCAUUCUCGCGUUUCACGUGGCCAGUCAGGGUCGUUGGGCGACGGCCUCGCGGGCGAUGGCUAUUUAUUUGAGCAAUCAGCGCGGGCGGUUUUCGCAGGAGGAGAUUAGUUUGUGUGUGGAGGCCGCCGUCUACGAGGGGAACUGGAGCAGCGCGCUUUUCUGGGUUGAGCGCGCUCACGCGAAGGGCCUGAAGCUGCCUGUUCGAAUCUACGAUACCGCCUUUAGCGUGAGCCCGCACUGGAGCUGGAAGGCCGCAUGGCAGGUGGUGAAAGACAUGCGUGCGGUGGGCGGCGUCUGCUCUAACGAUGGCGUGCUCCAUCUUCUGCAGGCCGCGACCGAGCAAGGAGCGACCGCCGAGGUGUUGCGUGAGCUUUCAGGUGCGUCUGGGGUUGAUUGA